Molecule: messenger RNA, 656 nt
Organism: Pseudogymnoascus verrucosus
Lineage: Eukaryota; Fungi; Ascomycota; Leotiomycetes; Thelebolales; Thelebolaceae
Exons: 3
Coding region: 181-576 (131 amino acids)
Source: RefSeq, a predicted model, not a curated record
GCACUUUAGGCAGUGAUCUCAUUAGGAGUAAUAUUUGCCUUCGUGAUAUAUAUUUCUUAUGAAAAUGCCUGUAACUUCGUCUUUUCCUCUGAGAGUUCAUAUCCCCAUGAGAUCCCACUACCGGUAACUGUACAGUAUAAACGUGAUAUACGAGACAGUAUAGUUCAGACAGUUGGAAUCAUGGCAUCGACAAGUGGAACAUACAGGCCCAGCAAUCAUCAUGGUCUUAAGGAGGAUGGAACUCCCGAUAAGAGAAUGCAUAGCAGUGAUACGACAUAUAAGCCGAGCCAUCAUAAUGGCCUCAAGGAGGACGGCACUCCUGAUAAGAGAAUGAAUACAGGACAAUUUGCGCAUGGUAAAGUAGAUCCUCACCAGGCUGGCCAGGUCGGAGGUCACGCUGGUACUACCAGUACUGCUGCUGGCGGUGAUGUUUCCAGCAACAGUGGAAAGUACAAACCGGUCGAGCAUGGUGGCUUGAAGGCAGAUGGAGGCAAAGACAAGCGUGUCGGCACUCAUGAGUUUGCCCACGGAAAAGUUGACCCACACCAGGCAGGUCAUGAAGGUGGCUCCAAGUAGUUUAUAGCUCUGCCCAAACGUCUGUAUAUAGUUGAGGAUAAAUGCUAGAAAUUUAAACCGAUAGGAUUCCUCUCUCUUGG